AUGGUCAAUCUUUUAAGUCACAACAGAAUGGUAGUGUUUUUCUUGCUUACAUUGGUUCAAAUCCAAGCCAAGGUGUUGUGCUACCAAUACAAAGUUGGAGAUCUAGAUGCUUGGGGGAUACCCACUUCAAAUUCAAAAGUCUACACAAAUUGGUCCAAAUAUCACAAUCUCACAAUUGGAGAUUCCCUUUUGUUUCUAUACCCACCAAGCCAAGAUUCAGUGAUUCAAGUUACUGAGGAAUCCUACAUGAAGUGCAACAUUAAAGACCCUAUAUUGUACAUGAACAAUGGCAACUCUUUGUUUAACAUUACAUCAAAGGGCCAAUUCUACUUCACUAGUGGUGUGGCUGGCCAUUGCCAAAAAAAUCAAAAGCUUCAUAUAGCUGUGGGUGAAGGAAUAGUAGAAAAUACGGGUACAGCACCUGGUCCAGGUUCAUCAUUGCCUGCAUCUGCACCCUCCUAUCCCACAGUAUUUGGCAAUAUUCCAGUAGCUCCUUCUACCUCAACCCCGGCCUCAACCUCAUCUCAGUUCACUUCAACUUCUCAACUUCUCAUCACUGGAUUUGUUGUAUCUGCACUCUUUUCAACCUUAAUCUGA
Molecule: messenger RNA, 597 nt
Organism: Sphenostylis stenocarpa
Lineage: Eukaryota; Viridiplantae; Streptophyta; Magnoliopsida; Fabales; Fabaceae
Source: the annotation of a GenBank genome assembly